AUGAGAGCAGACAAAGUGUUGAAGCUAAAAAGUGUACUAUCAGCUCAGCAGAAUACAUUUGUACUCCAAACCCAGCUGAACCAGUCAUCCGUUCGAGCUAGCUUUCAGGUAGCUAAACUGAUUGCAACCAACGGUAGGCCAUUCAGUGACGGCGAGUUCGUCAAGAAAUGCAUGAAUGCUGUUGCAGAGGAGGUGUGUCCCGAUAAGAAAGAUGUCUUAAAUGCGGUGAGUCUGUCCGCAAGUACAGUCACCAGACGAAUUGAAGAAAUGGGGGAUAAUGUAUAUGCCCAGCUGCAGGAGAAAGUGAAAGAAUUUGAAUUUUUUGCAUUAGCACUGGAUGAGAGCAAUGACGUGCAGGACACAGCACAGCUGCUAAUAUUUCUUCGCGGAGUUAAUUCAAACUUUGAAGUGUCAGAGGAGCUAGCAGCCCUACAAAGUCUAAAAGGCACUACGACAGGGGAGGAUAUUUUUGGAAAAGUGUGCCAAACGAUGGGAGAGCUGGGUCUAGACUGGUCUAAGCUGGCCAGCAUCACUACUGACGGGGCUCCUUGUAUGGUUGGCGCAUCGAGGGGGCUUAUAGGACGCAUGAAUAAAGAAAUGGAGGAAAGAGGUCUAACCCCACUGUUACAAGUCCACUGCCUGAUUCACCAGCAAGCACUCUGCUGCAAAGUUCUGAAGUGGGAAUCAGUCAUGAAGGUGGUGGUGUCAUGCAUAAACUUCAUCAGAGCAAACGGACUUAAACACCGGCAGUUCCAAGCCUUUCUCGCCGAGCUAGAGUCUGCUCACGGAGAUGUGCUUUACCACACUGAAGUCCGAUGGUUAAGCCGGGGCAGAGUUUUGAGGCGUUUUUAUGAGCUGCUACCUGAAAUCAACACCUUUCUUCUGACGAAGGGCAAAACUGUCCCAGAACUGAUCGACGCAGAAUGGAAAUGGGACCUCGCCUUUUUAACAGAUGUGACAGAAAUGUUGAACGGCCUCAACUUGCAGCUCCAAGGCAAGGGGAAACUAAUAUGUGACAUGAUAUGUGACAUGUAUUCCCACAUAAAAGCAUUUGAGGUGAAAAUAGCACUGCUUGUGGGACAAGUGCAAAAGCAAGACUUCACUCAUCUCCCCGUUACCAAAAGUCUCUCAGCUGAGAAACCAGUGGCUCCAUUCCCAGCUGAAAAGUCAGUGGAAGCGCUGGAAAAGCUUAAGGCGGAGUUUGACGUGCGAUUCCGUGAGCUACAUGUUCACGCUAAAGAAAUCCGCCUUUUCCAGAACCCCUUUGCUGCCAACAUUGACAAAGCCCCGCCUUCUUAUCAGUUCGAGUUGGCUGAGUUACAGAACUGUGAUAUUCUGAAAGACACAUUUAAGCCCAACGGUCUCAUUGAAUUCUAUGCUUCCCUUCCUAACGAGACAUACCCAAACAUCAAAAGGCAAGCAAUGAAGAUGUCCACACUUUUUGGCAGCAUGAUGAAAUCACCGAUGAAAACUACAAAGGGUUCAAGACUCACUGAUGAACAUUUGCAUCAGUCUUUGAGACUGGCUGUGACAGGAAUGGAACCUGACAUUGGACUUCUCACUAGCCAGAAGCAAGCCCACAGUUCACACUAA
Triplophysa rosa is the source of this 1593-nucleotide messenger RNA. Its product is annotated as general transcription factor II-I repeat domain-containing protein 2-like. Bases 1 to 1593 code for a protein of 530 amino acids. The transcript has a single exon. Lineage: Eukaryota; Metazoa; Chordata; Actinopteri; Cypriniformes; Nemacheilidae. The record is from RefSeq and is a predicted model, not a curated record.